Messenger RNA from Paracoccidioides lutzii Pb01, 231 nucleotides. RefSeq lists its product as hypothetical. The record is from RefSeq and is a predicted model, not a curated record. The transcript is spliced from 2 exons. The coding region runs from base 1 to 231 and encodes 76 amino acids.
AUGGCGAGUCAUACACUAGAGUCGCCUUUUGCCGCGAAUACGGAUUUUCAAUGGAACCAACAAGCUGGUGUCUGGUUCCAUUCUUGUCCUGGCAAAUCAAUCCUGGGGGUUGUCAUGCUGGAAAGGGGCGCGAAGGAAGCCGAGAAAGGCAACAUCAAGGACAAUAUCGAUGAAUGGUUUGAGAAUGGCCACAUUAUCAGGACUCUGUCCGAAGCGAAGCCAACCUUGUGA